AUGGAGCAUGUUGCUAAAACUGUGAACAAACAUCCCAUCAUCAUCAAAGAGUUAAAUCUGUAUGAGAAACAUCAGACAGAUCCUUAUGGUCAUGACAUGAAAGACUGCACCAUCAGGGAGUUGUGGAGACGACUCAAGGACACAGCAGAAGUAGAUGGUAGAGUGAGACAGGUGGACGCCUUCAAUCAGGAUAAUCUUUGGAAGAAGCGAGGCAUCACAAUUACCACCAACAAGUACGGCAUGUUGUAUUUUGGUACCCAUACAGCAAAUGUCUCCAUCUAUGCCAGAGAUGGUUCAGUUGCUGUGUCCCAAGGAGGAGUUGAAAUGGGCCAGGGACUCUACACAAAAGUGGCACAGGGUGUGGCCCAAGCUCUGGGUGUGCCUUUGGACAACAUCAAAGUCCGACCUAAUCAGGGAAUUAUCACACCAAACAACAUUGUCUCUGGAGGCAGCGUGGCUAGUGAAUGUGCUAUGCAG
This is a messenger RNA of Candidula unifasciata, 477 nucleotides long. The record is from the annotation of a GenBank genome assembly. Lineage: Eukaryota; Metazoa; Mollusca; Gastropoda; Stylommatophora; Geomitridae.